AUGUGCAAUCGUACCAGUAUCUCUAUUUGGCAAUUAUUGAAGGCCAAACCUUUGCUUCAGACAUGGGCACAUCAGCUUCGUUUACUUAUAUGCAAGAGACACAUGGCGACUCGUAUGGAACCUAGCAAAGUGAAGUAUAAAUUUGUGGAAGACGUCGAGCGUUUGGAUUAUUAUGUCCCAGGUGGCUAUCAUCCCACUAUGCUGGGCGAUCAAUUCUGCUCUGGUCGAUACGUAAUCGCCCACAAACUCGGGUUCGGUCGUUCUGCUACAACUUGGUUAGCAGAGGAUAUAGUGAAUGGCCGCCUAGUUGCCCUCAAAAUCUCAACAGCCGAGUCAGUCGACCGAAUGCACGAGAUGGAGGUUCUUUCGCGACUAGCAAAGGCCGAAUCUAGCCUCCCCGGAAAACCUAUUGUCCAAAAUAUCCUUGAUUCCUUCACGGUCUCCGGACCGAAUGGCACUCAUCGGUGUUUAAUAACUGACGCUGCAAGACUUAACCUCAAUGAAGUAAAAGAGUACCCUUAUCAUCGACUCCUUCAUCUUCCCGCAGCAAGAGCCAUCGCCGCACAACUCUUACUUGGCGUGCAGCUCAUUCAUUCUCAAGGUAUUGUUCAUGGGGAUCUCCACCUCGGGAACAUGCUUCUUCAAUUGCCGUCCGACAUGAAGAACAAGACGUCGAAGCAAUUACGUGCCAGAACUGGCGAACCAGCGAAAGAGCCUGUUGUCCGCGAGGAUGGACUUCCUCUUGGCCCUGGGGUUCCUUCAGAGCUUGUUAUCCCUAUAUGGCUAGGCAUUGAUAGUGACAAAGUAACCCUUAAAGAUGCGCCAAUCACAAUCUCAGAUUUUGGAGAAGCGUUUGAUCCUCAAACAACAAAACAGUACACUGCUCAUACGCCGCUCUUACUUGCACCACCAGAAUCCCGCUUUGCAGACGCCGGGCAGCCUCCAUUUGAGUCUUUCCCUGUCUCGCUCGAUGAGGUUACAAUGGAGCAUGUCGAAAUGCUUGGAAAAUUACCCAACCGAUGGUGGAAUGAGUGGAAAGAAAGAAGCAACCGGUUCCACGAAGAUACCCACAAAAGCGUAAAAGAAGAUCUCCGUCAGUGGUAUGGAAUCACAUCUAGGGACUGGGAUACGCGGUUCGACGAAAACAUACGAAAGCCACGAGAAAGGAAUGGAUUCGAGUUGUUUUCGGCGGACGAGGAGGCGGCUUUCCGUGGUAUGAUGAAGUUGAUCCUGGUUCUUGAGCCGGGGAAAAGGGCCACAAUCGAUGAAGUAGUCAAAUGCGAAUGGAUGCAACAGUGGGGUUUACCAGAGCUGCGAAGAAUGCAGGAUGCAAUUGACAAGAGCUCUUAG
This is a messenger RNA of Talaromyces marneffei, 1350 nucleotides long. RefSeq lists its product as uncharacterized. Gene Ontology annotation, biological process: protein phosphorylation; regulation of mRNA processing; spliceosomal complex assembly. Bases 1 to 1350 code for a protein of 449 amino acids. The record is from RefSeq and is a predicted model, not a curated record. Lineage: Eukaryota; Fungi; Ascomycota; Eurotiomycetes; Eurotiales; Trichocomaceae. The transcript is spliced from 3 exons. Gene Ontology annotation, molecular function: ATP binding; protein kinase activity.